CCUUUUACUUUGAAGGAGAAUCCGCAGUAUUUCCGGCGCGCGCGCAGCUCCGUGCGUGCGACUUGACGUGCCUCUCCUCUGUGUGUUGCGUUGGGGUGAAGCCGCAUAAAAAGCGUUUCCAUAAUAAUGCGGGCGUGAAGUGCUCCAUGUAGUAAAGCGGAGGGGGCUUCAGGAGGAGGACAGCGGAGGGUUACCGGCGCCACACCGAGCCCUGUCAGCCAGGCACCGGGGACGGGAUAAAAUGUCGAACCGAAAGCACCGGGACAACCAGGAGAUAUGCGCCCGCAAGGUCCGCGAGCUGGCCCAGUCUGGAGUAAACAAACACUGCUUCGAGUGCAACCAGCCCGGGGUGACUUACACCGACAUCACGGUGGGCAGCUUCGUCUGCACGUCGUGCUCCGGAAUGCUGAGAGGCCUCAACCCUCCACACAGAGUCAAGUCUAUCUCCAUGACCACCUUCUCCCAGCAGGAAGUGGAGUUCCUCCAAAACCACGGCAACGAGGUUGGGAGGAGGACUUGGCUGUGCGUGUUCGACCCAAAGACAGACGGCUGCUCCGACAUGAAGGACUCACAGAAGUUCAAAGAGUUCCUGCAGGACAAAUACGAGAAGAAGAAGUGGCAUUUUUCAAAAAGUAAGAACCGGAGAGAUGUGGAGGGUCCUUGGAGUCCGGGGGUCCAGGGAGUGCCCCCUUCCCAUGGUCCCUUAGCGAGCCAGGCCCCCUCCCAUAACCUGCCCCCUAACGCCAGGUCCACAAGGCCUCUGUCUCAGUCCCAGCUGCCGUCCUGGGAUCGAGCGCCUGUGAUCUCACCUGCAGACAUGCGGACGGACGUGUUCACUGCUCGGCCGUCGCGCUCCCAAAGCUUCAGAGACCCCCCUCUUAAAGAUCCCACCCUGUGCGGGAUAGAAAGGCAGCGGCCAGGCUCCCUGUCGUCUGCGCUCGGAGCUCAGAGCCACAUUCCCUCCUUCCCCGCCCUCCCGCGGCCCUCAGCCAGUAGCUCUUUCAAAAACCACUUCACUUUAGGUCGUACAGUAUCAGCCUCGGGGACCACGGGUCCCUUCAGGGCCUUCCCCAAGUCUCUCAGCGUGGACUUCGGAGGCCUGAGCCAUCCUCCUCAGCAGCAGUCUCUGCCUCAGUCUCUGUCCCAGCAGCAGCAGCCUGUCAGCGCCGGCCAGACCACACCGCCGACCGUCGGCAGAUCCAACCAGUCGGACAGAUACGCUGCGGUGUCGCACCUGGACAGCGUCUUCUCUGACACAACGACGCCCACAGCUCCCCCUGGUGGCCCCCCGCAGUACAACGCCAUCUUCGGCAGCAGGCUCUCGUCCAGCUCUACUCCUGCCAGUUCCCCCGGUGUGGAUACAGUCUCCGGCUCACAAACCUUUGCAAAUUUCCCCAACCCAUUCAGCUCCGGCUCCAGCUCCGCUUCCCAGCAGCCCGUUGCCCUCUCCCCCAGUAACCCCUUCAGCAACGCAUCAGGAGGUGACUCCAGCGCGUUUGUCACCUCGCCCACCUCCGUCUUUCCUCCGUCCGCCUCCUUCCCAGGACCCAACACCCAGAAUGCAUUUCAUCAUGAGUCAGCCAGCAACCAGGAAGCCAAUGGUUUUGCCUCCUUCCCUGCGCCCGACUCUCAGCCCAAAGUCCCUCGGCCGAUGUCGGUGAACCCGUUCACGGGGAAUGUUUACCCGAGUCGAGGGACGUCGAGAAACCCUUUUAUCUGACCUCCCUCAGCCCCCUCCGUCUCCCCUUCUCCCUCCUUCACCCAGCCAUCCGUCUCUGGGAACCGACAGAGGAGUGAACUUGAGGAGUCGCUGCCAUUUCAAAGCCUCUGGAGUAUUCUCACCCUCUCUCUCUCUCUCUCUCUCCCCCCUCUCUGUCUGUGUUUACGUGUUCGUGGAGGAUAAAAAACAACAACAAAGUGUGAAUGUAAUUAUGAAAUUCAUGUAUGUAUGAGAUCGGUCGCCUGCUGUGUUUGUACAACGUCAAAAAAGGUGUUUGUGUGCCAGUAGACGCCACCUCAGGGCUCUGUGGGAGUCACGAGUAAACGACGCCUCUAUGAUUUUUUCUGCAGACACAUAUAUGACACACAUGUUGCUGCUGCUGCUGCUGCUACUUUGCUUUCAUCUCCUGCUUACAAGUGCAUAAAAAAAAAGAAACAGCCCACCAGUAAAUGCAUCAGCGUCGGUCCCGGUUUGAAAACGUCUCUCAGUUGUCUAAAAGGAAGAGCCAGUGGAGACGGUGCAUCACGAGUCUCCUCAGAUGGUAAUUACAGCCUUAAUGCAUGUGAAUUAGCGUCGACAGAUAAGACGGGCUUCUCUCUGUAGUGGGUGUGUGGAACAUGUUUGCAUUCGUCACUGUUAAUUCAUUUUAUUUUUUCCCUUUUUGAAGGAUAAUCUACGUUUUUUCCACUUCCUAGGCUGCAUGCGCUUAGAGGGCUAAAAGGAGAUGCUACUGAAUGUAAAAGCAAUUUCAGAAUAACUUAAAUGUGUAAAAAAAAAAGAAAAAAAAAAGACUUCAUCGCUUCAUGUUUUUCCGGACCAAAAUGUUUCUCGCUUGUUCAUUUUUUCGGUUAACAUGGAGGCGAAGUUUAUUACUAUUACCUUUAUUUUGCCAAAAAAUUACACAACAAAAAAAAACAGAAGAGAGAUUCAUGUAACAACAUCUUUGUAAUGACAAGUAUUCAUGUUCAUAAAAUCAGUUUGUUGCUUCUUAA
Molecule: messenger RNA, 2712 nt
Organism: Centropristis striata (black sea bass)
Lineage: Eukaryota; Metazoa; Chordata; Actinopteri; Perciformes; Serranidae
Gene: agfg2
Product: ArfGAP with FG repeats 2
Exons: 14
Coding region: 242-1720 (492 amino acids)
Molecular function (GO): GTPase activator activity
Source: RefSeq, a predicted model, not a curated record